AUGGACUUUGCCCUCGAGGACACCCAGAACGCUGCCCCAGGAUUGCCCAGCAUGGCCGAACAGCAGAAACUGGCCGUAGCGCCACGCAAGGCCGAUACCCAGAGUGUGACCAAAAGACUCCAGUCCGAGCUAAUGACCCUCAUGAUGUCGCCCACGCCCGGCAUCUCAGCCUUUCCAGACGCCGACGGCAACCUGUUACAUUGGACCGCCACCAUCGUCGGACCGAAAGACACUCCCUACGCAGACCUCAACCUCAAACUCAGCUUCGAGUUCCCGGGCAACUACCCCUACACGGCCCCUACUGUUCAGUUCAAGACACCCAUCUACCAUCCGAACAUUGACUUCAGCGGUCGGAUAUGCCUCGACAUCUUGAAGGACAAGUGGAGCGCAGUCUACAACGUGCAAACGGUGUUGCUAAGCUUGCAAAGCCUGCUGGGGGAACCCAACAAUGCGAGCCCCUUGAACAACGAAGCUGCCCAGCUCCAUCAAAACGACCCCGAGGAGUACCAAAGAAAGGUGCUGGCUCGUCACCAGGAUAUUGAUGACUGA
Capronia epimyces CBS 606.96 is the source of this 549-nucleotide messenger RNA. RefSeq names its product ubiquitin-conjugating enzyme E2 C. The transcript is spliced from 3 exons. The coding region runs from base 1 to 549 and encodes 182 amino acids. The record is from RefSeq and is a predicted model, not a curated record. NCBI's taxonomy places the organism in Eukaryota, Fungi, Ascomycota, Eurotiomycetes, Chaetothyriales, Herpotrichiellaceae.